AUGGCCAGCGACCAGACCGAGGUUGCAGACAACGAGGACGCCCUCUACAAAGCAGGUCUGGUGGUCAAGUGUGGGCUCCGCCGCAGGUCGUGCCAGCAGGUGGGGUGGCAUCUCUUCGACCAGACCUUGCAGGCAGCCGCCAGUCCAGAAGGUUCGGAGUCACUCCUUGUAACCGAGCCUUUCACGUGGGCAGCCAACCGAGCCAACACAGUCAUCACAAUGAGUGAUCAGAUACCAGUCUGGCUCAAGCCCACUCCAGGCAAGACCUUGACUUCAGUCCUGAGGCUGCAGGUCGCAGCAGAGCAAAGGAAGAUCAGGCGACAGAACAAGGCUUUGUCCAAGGGCAAGGCGAAGGCCAAGGCCAAGACUGGCCCCAGAAUUGCCUCAGUCCGCCGAGCACCAGGCCUUGCAGCCAGGUGGCGAGUCUCGUUCGUAGCCAGGCAGGCAGUCCGGAGAUACUUCCAGCCAGGCCAAGCCCCUGAAGGUGUGGUUCAGCCCAGCAUCCUCGUCGUUUAUGGAGGCCAUUGCAGGCUGGAAAACAUCAGUCCGGAUGGCAGGUGGCUUCAGUCAGAAGAGUUUUGGGUAGGCAGCAAGCACGUAGUCAGACAGCAGGGAGAAGCAGUCCCAGGCCAGGUCAUGAAGAGCUGGCGAAAGCUGAGACGCAGUCAGCCGCAGUUGUUUGCAGACGGCCAGAUUCGCAUCUGGUCCCAGCCAUCAGCAGUCGUAGACAGUGUCAUCUACAGAUGGCAGCUGGAGCUAGACAGGCAGGAAGCUCCACAGGCCAUCAACCUAGUAGACCAUUUCGCUGCAGCCUGGACAGACGACUCGCUCCAUGCAGCAGCCUUGCUCCAGAGGCAUCAGACAGGUGUGCCAGCCAGCUGCACAGGGCUUUGCCAGGACCAUACUCCUGCCACCAGAUCCUUCUACAACUUCCAGCGCUUCGUUCCUUCCCAGGAUUCCAUCGACGAGAUUGAGAGCUUCUCCGCAGAUGGCCAAGACGAGAUUCAGCGGUUCUCCGAAGCUUCGCCCGAGGAACCUCCUGGAGGCGUGCCAGAAAAACUUCCCCAAGCCCCGGUCACGGCACAGAAGAGGAAGAGAAAGCCGUUGGCAGCACGUCCCUUGAAGGCGACCAAGUUUGGACGCUGUGAGGUGCAUGCACGAGCCUUGCGGGCUCAUGUGUACCGAACAGGAGCGCGCCGUGGCCAAGCUGCGCUGUGCUGCCCGCUCUUUUGGACAUGCUCUUCCGAUAACCGGAAGCCCGUCUGCUGGUUUUCUCGUGCCCCGACCCGCGAGGAAUUGUUGAAGUUCCCUCCGGAUUUGCUGCAGCUGCACAAUUCGCUGUGGGCCUCCUUCCAGCGCGGGCACAGAGCCUAG
Messenger RNA from Symbiodinium natans, 1374 nucleotides. NCBI's taxonomy places the organism in Eukaryota, Dinophyceae, Suessiales, Symbiodiniaceae. The record is from the annotation of a GenBank genome assembly.